Molecule: messenger RNA, 546 nt
Organism: Chrysoperla carnea
Lineage: Eukaryota; Metazoa; Arthropoda; Insecta; Neuroptera; Chrysopidae
Exons: 1
Coding region: 1-546 (181 amino acids)
Biological process (GO): DNA integration
Molecular function (GO): nucleic acid binding
Source: RefSeq, a predicted model, not a curated record
AUGCUAGACCGUUAUACUAGAUGGCCAGAAGCCAUCCCAAUAGAAGACAUUACAGCCGAAGUUGUAUCCAGAGCAUUUUACAGUGGUUGGAUUUGCCGAUUCGGUGUACCACAUAAAUUAACAACUGACCAAGGAUGUCAAUUUGAAAGUUCGUUAUUUACACAAUUAGUUAAAUAUUUGGGAAUGGAAAAACUAAGGACAGCACCCCAGUCAAAUGGAUGUGUGGAGAGAUGGCACAGAGUUCUCAAAGCAGCAUUAAAAUGCCAUUUAGAAUGUGAAAAGUGGACUAAGUUAUUACCUACAGUGCUUUUGGGAAUACGUGCAACUAUUCGGAAAGAUACAAUGGGUCAAAAAUUACGAUUACCAGGUGAAUUUUUCACUGAAACGAAAACAAAGACAGACUUUAACGAAGUUAUGGCGUACGUAAUGAACGCUAUAAACAACCUACGUCCAGCGCCAUUUAAUACUAGCAAGAACAAUACGUUUGCGCAGAAAACCAUGCAACACUGCACUCAUGUAUUCUUACGAGAUGACAAAGUACGUUAA